UAUGGAAUUCCGCCACCGACCUUUACAUUACCCUGGGACUUGUAGUUUAAAAGAACAAGUAGAUGGUGUAGAGCACAAGAUAUUAUAUUUGGGAAAUAGAAUUCGUGGGCUAGAAGAUGCACUCGAUGGUCCUGACAUAGAUCCUACGUUACGUGAUGUAAUCGAAGAAGAGAUUUUGGCACUGAAAGCAGAAAUUAUUAAACACAAGGAAAACGUUAAAGCAAUGCAUAAAGAUAAAUCGCACCAAAUGGCUGUAAUUACGAUCUUAAUAUUCAUUAUUUUAUGCGUAUUUACUAUGUACAGGAUAUUUUACGCAUGGUAUUAGACUUUCGUUAUUAAAAAUUCCAAUUCCAAUCUUCUCUAAACGAAAUAUGUUAUACUGUGCGAUUAACAAAGAUCCAGUUUCCUUAUUUCAUUUUUCUAUUUUAUUUUAAUCCAGCAUAGU
Messenger RNA from Rhagoletis zephyria (snowberry fruit fly), 445 nucleotides. RefSeq lists its product as uncharacterized. NCBI's taxonomy places the organism in Eukaryota, Metazoa, Arthropoda, Insecta, Diptera, Tephritidae. The record is from RefSeq and is a predicted model, not a curated record.